GACCAUUGUUUACAUUGAGGAGGAAGAAGUAGACACGAAGGUGGUUGUCUCCAGAUUUGAAAUUUGUUUCGCUUCCUAGAGCAUUUUACUCCACAAUUUUGGUCCUCAGUGACUACGAAGAAACAUCUGAGACAUUCCCAUCGUUUUAUAAGUGAGAGUUGACUGAGACGUAUCCGUAGGAGAGGAUUAGCAAUUAGUGACCUCUUUAAGUUCAUGGCGAGCAAACGCAAUGCAAGGAAUAAAGUCAUUCAUCGACAAACAUUCCAGAACAGUAACCAGAUGGUGGAGUUAACAGUGAAAACAAUACCUAAACAGGCAGUUCGUGAUGAGAUCUCCAAAUCACAGCCCCCAUUUGUUCGAGACUGUGCUCUUAGAAAAGAAUUACAAAAGGUUGUUGAUGAUAAGAACAACAAUAUCAGUCACAAAAAUGCAGAAAAAAAGGCCUCUGGAAAGUAUUCCAGCAACAGGGAAAGAGCUAAGGGCUUGAAUGGACGUGUUACAGUUGAAGUGAUAAAAAAUAAAACUAAAAGAGACCACCAUGAGGUUGUAUCACAUAAUGCUACUUGGGAAGAAAUGCUUCAUAGCUGUAGUACUAUCACAACUUGUAGUGACAUAGAUGCAACAGAAGACUCCUCCGUAUUAGAGUUGACAAACAACAUGAGAAAUGGACCCGCCAAAACUGCAGGACAACCACCUGUCAGGAUUGAUAAGGAAAAUACAAAAAGUAAUUUAACCAGAGCUCAGAUUCAGUUACAUAACCAACAAAACCAGUCAGUACAAACAUCAUUUGUCAAUCCUUAUCGACAAAAUGUAACAAAUAACCAGUCCCAAAACAGACAAAGAAAUAAGAGACCUGUACAAGAAGAAUAUGAAAAACCAUAUAAUAGUCAAGUUAGAAACACAAGAUCAGUAGCAGUAGAGACAGAUCCAGAUAACAGGUCAAAUGUCCAAGGAGGUCAUACACAGAAUUUAAACACAGAGAGAGUUCCUUCUAAUCAACUUCUCCAGCAGCCAGAACAACAGUCAAGCAACAGGCUACUUUCUGAUGAUGUCAACAAUUCACCAUUUGGGGAAAGUGCCUUACAGUUACUUCAUCAACUUAGAGAAAGACUAAACACCAGAGGUGACAGUGAAGGGAGCAAUAUGGUUGGCAUUCUUGAGGCAUUUAUUGGCAUGCGAGGCAGCAUGGGGAGCGUUGGCACAGGCAAUCCAGUCUUCCAAAUGAAUAGUGCUUCUCCUCUCUAUACCACUGUAUUCCAAACACCCUCAAGCCAGCCCACCUCCUGUGGGGUCAGUCAACAGCCUGAGAUCAAAAGAUGUCAGCAGCUCCGACAGGAAGCAGGGCAACCAACAUGCAGAAAUUUUGAGAGCCAGCAACAGAAUCAGCAGCACAACCCUACCAGCCAAAAUCCACAAGCAAAUAAGAGACAUAUCAAAGAGAAUGAUCUUGAAAGCAAAGAUAAAAAUGAUCAUAUUUCUCACCAAAAGGAAAAGGACAUUGAACAGUUAAGGAGAGUCAUAGAACAUCAGAGGCGAAUUAUUUCUGAGCAGGAAAAUAAUAUGCAAGAGCUGAAGACUUUGAGUGCACAUAUUUUAGCACAAAAAGAAGAGUUCUUACAGGCAGCCCAGACACAUCAGGCUCAUAAAGAAUCACUCACAAAGCCCAGGAAAGAUUCAUCUCCCACACAGUCUACUGCACAAAAUCGAGACAGUGGUUAUGGUUUUGAAGAAGUGGGGAAGGCAGACACUCCCGUGCACUUGGAAGACACUUCAACAGAGGAAGAAGAGAGCAGGCAACCUGGAAGAAAGGCAAUGAACAAACAGAGAAAAACAGAUAGGGCAUUGAGAUCAUCUCUAUUACAGUUACAAACUGAAAACCAAAUAUUGCGGAGGGAAGUGCAGAGUAAUCGGGAUCUUAUACUAAAUCUAGAGAACCAGUUGAGUAGAGCCUACAAAGAAAUUGACAGUGAACGUCAGUCUCGUUCUGGUCUCUCCAUAUCAAGACUCUCAGGAUCAGCACCAAAUUUAGACCUAAUAGGACAUCAUAGUGAGGCAGUGUCCAUUAAGAACAAAACAAACAAGAGAACACCAUCUUUCUUGGGUGAGAGUGAGGCAGACUCAGCAUAUGAAGAGAAGAGUGGCUCUCAUCUCACAUCAAAAAUCAACUCCCCUCACUCUGAUGGUCAACAAGGGAAAGAUUCAAGAACAGGUUCUCUAAGAUCAUUCCCCAUUCAUUCAGGGGAAAUUCCUGAGCGAGAGAGGAUGGCAGUGGCCACAGCACAUGACAUUCCCACUGAUACAGCUCUUCUUCAGACAGGAUAUAUUGGCAAGGAGUUGACUGUACCUCAUACCCUCAUGAAUGCAGCUACCAUUCCAAGUCCGCUUCUGCUCCAAAAUCCUGUUUUGACCACCCAAGAAAAUGAUUAUAGAGAAACAAAUGCAUCAGCAGAGAAGAGCACAGCAGCUGUUUCAGAAGUUUCCAAUGAAGAUGGUAAACAAAAGUCAUUAAAACCAAGUCAACAACUCAGCAGCAGCCGGCAUGUACCCUUACCCAAAAAAGGUCUUGAUGGCUUAGGAAUCAAAAUCAGUGAUCUUGACCCUAAGCCUGUAGUUGUUCUACAAGAUCCAACAUUUACUUCCUUCAGCACUGUCAGUGAACAAAGUUAUCAGGAAAGUGUUUUAACCUGUGAGAAUUCUUUUCUUGAAGGAAUUACAAUGUCAAGGCAUGCAUCUAAACCUAACUCUAGGGUGACAUCACCUGCAAACCUUAAUAACACAGAUCAUUCCUCUUUAGAUCUUCACCCACUAGAAUCAACUAGAGUAAAAGCUUCUUUCCACACUUUGAGCGAGUCUCGUGAAUUUGUUGCAUUAAAAGGAAAUGAGACCAGCACCUCUUCAGAAUUUAAUAGUGUUGAAGAACUGGAGUAAAUUCUGUUGUUUUCUUGCUGUUUCAGUAAAUACUGAAUAAUUAAACAAUAAUACAAGAUAGAAAAUUUCUUUGUAAAGUCUCUUUGAUAAUGAUAUAUGGCAUUUAUUUUGACUGACUUUUCUCUCUUUUUGGUAUAAAUAGGUGAAAGUAGAAGUCCUAACUGUUAUGCUCAAAUUGCUGUUGUAUGACAGUUUAAUAUAUUUUUUUUAUCAAUACCCCUAUUCAGAUAAGUCCUCCCCUCACAUACACACAAUUCUUCCUUGUACGUCACUACUCUGUCUUGUAAUAUUUAACCCAACAACAAUGGAUUUAUCCACUGUUUCAUGUAGUUUUUUUGUAAAUUUUGAUACAUACAGAUAGCUCCACAUGUGCUCAGCCAGGAAGGAGUCUAUUAUUAGGACCUAGUGACCGCUCCUGAUUUCCCCGUUCCUUGAAAUUGUGGAAAAAUGUAUUUAUUAUUCUUAUUGGUAUUUUGAUUAUUCAAGGAAAAGAGUAAACAGGUGAGAUAGGUAAGAGUAAUAACUGAUUAUUGGUGACUAAGCACUUAUAGAGCCAUCUGUGUGUAAAUACAAUAAAUAAACUUAUAUUACAGUGGACAUGGUAUGUAUUCUUGCCAUACAUGGCAAUUGGGUUAAGUAACCAUUUUUAGCCUUGCAAAGUUAGUCACUUUAAAUGCAUUUGUGAAAAGUAUUUUUUAUGCACUUAUUAACACAAAUUGUAAAUUCCAUGCUAUGUGAUCUCAUAAAGGUAGGCAUAUCCUUUGUUCAGUGUAGCAAUAAUUUUUUCCUGUGUUCUAAAUUUUAUGUGGUCACUAGAUCAGUAACAUGUUCAUUUAAACAUUAUGAUAGGUUCUUACACAGGUAGAUAGGUACUUAGCACACACAAAAUAGUGUUUAUAGUUGCAACUACCACAUACUUCUCAGUACUCUUAGAUCUUCCAAGUGAUCAGUUAUCCAUCCCCAAUGUAGUACCUGGUACUUAAUGCUUGUUAGCAUCAAGUUUUAGAUUAAGAGUAGAUAUAUUUAAGACAUAGAUUUGGGCAUAUGGCUUUUAGAUUAUAUCAGAGUUAAUUGUUUGCUGAUAAAUAUCUGUUGAAAUAUACAAAAAUUGUAAUAUGUACAAAAUGCCAAGACUAUUUUGCAGAGAUAAGAGGUGAAAACCUUUUUUAUAAUAUUAAAUAUAUUUAUAUCCAAAUGAGCUUUUAAAAUAUAACACAGAAAUCAGUUUGUCACAAUGGGUUAACUUUACUUAGUAUAGUGUCAAUAUUCGUAUGUGGUAAAUAUCUUGAUUACUGUUUACUUUUAGAAGGUUUGUGGCAAUCCCAGAUGUCUUAGAUAUACCAAGAGACUUUUUCUGAAGUAAGAAGGAUAUUUUUACACUUCUGUUUUAUAUUUUUGCAAUAUUUGUUAUAUUUAUUCUGUAUAAUAAAGAUAGUAAUAC
Messenger RNA from Penaeus monodon (black tiger shrimp), 4369 nucleotides. RefSeq lists its product as uncharacterized. The coding region runs from base 214 to 2928 and encodes 904 amino acids. The transcript has 7 exons. NCBI's taxonomy places the organism in Eukaryota, Metazoa, Arthropoda, Malacostraca, Decapoda, Penaeidae. The record is from RefSeq and is a predicted model, not a curated record.